CAAACGGAUGAAUUCUUGCAGUACGGAGCAACAGUAGAGCUGCACACAGCGUUAACACAAGCGACAGGGAUUUUGGAGAAGGCACUGUUCCCUUACGCCUCCAUUCCUGAAUUUUAAAAAGCGUGUAAACAGCCGACAUUGUGGAUUUAGAGGGUACUCCCAGCGCCAAUAACAUGGACCGUGUACUUUGAGACGCAGUAAUCCAAAAGGAGCCUUCUCAUGCUGGAAAUGGACAAUGGAGAAAUUGCGUGUAAGUAGCUGAUUGCUGCGUUUUUCAUAGAUCGCUUUACAUUUCACUGGUUUUGGUCAGAAGAGAGGGAACCACAUUUAUUGCCACAUGCAUUACUGUGUUGGGUGUAUUUCAUAUUUAACGAACGCAUAACAUGACUGUAGUGUACAGUAAAACUGACUAGAACGUUUAAUUUUAUGGGGAGUCAGCCUGUGCGUAAAACUUCUGGAGACAUCACCGAAAAACUGCGAGGACAAACGCGUAUCCCUUUAGCGGUCCGCUGUGAAGGUCAUUGGUCUGCUCUGCCAUGAGCUUAGUUGGUGGAUUUCCUCACCACCCGGUGGUGCAUCACGAUGGCUACUUCGCCGCUGCUAGUCGCUGCCACGAAGAAAAUCCUUACUUCCACGGGUGGUUGAUCAGCCAUCCCGAAAUGUCUCCCCCUGACUAUAGUAUGGCACCAUCGUACAGCCCUGAGUAUGCCAAUGGUGCCGCCGGUCUUGACCACUCGCACUAUGGGGGUGCUCCGGGAGCUGGCGCCGUUGGAAUAGUGCCCCGUCCUGUGAAACGGAGACCCACGGCAAAUCGAAAGGAAAGGCGAAGGACUCAGAGUAUCAACAGUGCCUUCGCAGAGCUCAGGGAGUGCAUUCCUAACGUCCCCGCAGACACGAAGCUGUCCAAAAUAAAAACCCUUCGGUUGGCCACGAGCUAUAUCGCCUACCUCAUGGACAUUCUUGACAAGGACGAGCAGCACGGAGAAGCAGAGGCCUUCAAAGCAGAGUUCAAAAAGACAGACGUCAAAGAGGAAAGGAGAAAGAAAGAAGUGAAUGAAGUUUUGAAAAGUUCAGCAAGCAGUAAUGACAAGAAAACCAAAGGAAGAACUGGCUGGCCGCAACAUGUUUGGGCACUGGAACUGAAACAGUGAAUGCCCCUUUUCAUAAAGACUUGAAAAUAAGUCUUUUCCUUUUGUUUUGUACUCAUGACUUUAUUUAAUGGAAUAUUUAUGUGCAAUUUCCCGCAAUGAAGAGUGGAUAUUUGAAGAAAACCAUUCCAUUUUAAGAGGAGGAGAGCCAUUUGGUAAGGGAUUCUGUCGUCUCAUAUGUGCUGAAUGUUUGUUUCGUUGUUGAAGUGGAAACCCAAACAGAUGUUUGACGUGUUCGUGAAGUGCAAGUUCUCCCCCCUUUCUUCCCCUUCCCUCUAGAUAUAGGUAUUAAUGGAGUUAGUUUAACUGAUAAAGUGACGCAGUUUAAAUGUUUUAUUUCAAAAAUGUCAUGAAGUGUUAUGUUGUCAUUCUGUGGUCGUCUCGUAUUUGAUGAUGUUUUAAACAGUUGUUAAGUCCACUCGAGUGCACUUCCGUCCAGAAAAAUGGAACUUAAAUAAUAUUGCAAACCAUGUAAUUAAUACAAUAAACCACUGUGUUUUUUAAACAUAGUUCCCUUGUUGCAUAUAUUGAGUAAUAGCUUACAAUUUAUGAUUUGAAUUCUGAUCCAUUUAAAAAUAAAAUCUUUUUUGGUUUUUUUAAAUA
This is a messenger RNA of Conger conger (European conger), 1751 nucleotides long. RefSeq names its product heart and neural crest derivatives expressed 2 (gene hand2). NCBI's taxonomy places the organism in Eukaryota, Metazoa, Chordata, Actinopteri, Anguilliformes, Congridae. Gene Ontology annotation, molecular function: DNA-binding transcription factor activity, RNA polymerase II-specific; RNA polymerase II transcription regulatory region sequence-specific DNA binding; protein dimerization activity. The record is from RefSeq and is a predicted model, not a curated record. The transcript has 2 exons. The coding region runs from base 537 to 1151 and encodes 204 amino acids. Gene Ontology annotation, biological process: heart development; regulation of transcription by RNA polymerase II.